This is a messenger RNA of Schistosoma haematobium, 2133 nucleotides long. RefSeq lists its product as uncharacterized. The record is from RefSeq and is a predicted model, not a curated record. NCBI's taxonomy places the organism in Eukaryota, Metazoa, Platyhelminthes, Trematoda, Strigeidida, Schistosomatidae. The transcript has 3 exons. The coding region runs from base 1 to 852 and encodes 283 amino acids.
AUGUGGAUAUUUAGUCCAUUGAAUGAUAAUUCACAAAUUAUAAAAACUAAUCUUAUAUGGUCAAAGAAAAUUCCAGCAAAAUUUCGAUUUCAUUGUUCUUAUUGCAAUCAUAUAUGGACAUCGAAAAAAGGAUAUAUUAAUAUAUUUAUUGGUCAUCGUCCAUUAAACAGAAUAAUUGAUCAAUCCGGUUAUAUAAUUAAUAUUUAUGAAUUUCUAUUCUCUUUAGAUCAACAGAAAUGUACUCAAUGUAAUUCGAAUAAAUUAAUUUCAGGAUCAACAUAUCCACAUGAAGUGAUAAAAGUUUUAGCAUACAUUCGAAAUUAUAUUACUAUUAAACCGAUAUAUUUCAGUACAACUCAAUAUGGAUUCCAAAUUGAAUUUUUUAAAAAUUCAUUUACUUUUAAUCAACAAAAGUCCAUAAACAAAGAAACUAUUAAUUCUCAGAUCGUAUCCAAUAGUAACGGUGAGACAUUCAAAGAAAUCUGCUCAACGAAAAACGAUCAAUCCUUUGAUUCUUUGAAAAAGUCCAGUGAAAUUUCAAAGUUCAUUAAAAAUUCAAAAAAUUACCCAUUCAAUGAAGAAAGUAUCAAAUGUAAUCAUCGUACUUUAUCUAUUACUGAAGGGAAAUCAACAGUACAAUUACUAAAAGACAACAAUCGAGAAGUUAUUAUGACUAAAAAUAAAUUAAAUAACAUCAAUAAGAAUGAUACAGAUCUUUAUUUAAACAAAGAACCGGUCAGUUUGAAGUGCAUUCCUAAACCUACCGAACUUGAAUCUACAACAGUUGAUGAUUUAAAACAAACUGGAAAUCAGAUCAAUAAGAUGUCAAUUCGCGGAUCGUGUUAUGUUUGAUAUGAAUUCACUGACUGUUAAUAUUUUACAUUCUCAGUAUAUUCUUUUUUGUUGACCAUUUAUCAUAUUCCCAUAUGAAGUUCUUUUACUUUAAGCGCCAUUCAAAUAUGGGAUCAAAAUUAUUUUAAAGUGUAAUAAUUAGACAUAAAGAAGAAUUGAUAAACUUUUAGUCAAAUGUUCUCAUUUCUCUAGUCAUUGUCUAUGUAGAUAAUAGUGUUAUAUCCUAGUGAAGAUUACAUUACGAGUAACCUCUGAGACCUAGUAGUGAACUAAUAUUAUCUAUACAUUCUUAUGGUAUAAAUAUUCAAUAAUUAGAUCAUGUAUAUUUAUAUUCCUCUUGUUAUAAGCUUCAUUUUGACCUAUAAUUUAUUAUUGUACGCUUUACGGUUCUUAAGCUAUGUUCAGUUUAUUGACUACUGCCUCCCACGUUCACAGUCACUUUUUGGCUUUAUUGUGUACAAAUGUUAUUUCCUAUUUUAUGGUGCGUUGCGGUUUGUUUGUUUGUUUGAUAUAUAAACCCAGUAUGUCUGAAAUAAAUGAUUCGAUUCGAUUCAUAUUACAGAAGCUGCUAUUGUGUUCUGGACUCAAGUGGACGGGCUAGGCGGACAUAGGACCAAUAAGGACGCUAGGCUGCUCAUGCCGCUCGAACGUCAUUGGUUUGGCACUGUGUGAAGGUUGUAUAAGUCAUAUUUUGAUCAGUGAAUAAAUCACGUGAUAAAAGCCGGACAUAAAAUCAUAACGAAGAGAUGGUUAAUUAUUAUCAUAUUCUGUUUUACUAAUAGUUAUGUUUCUCAUAAUGAACUGUUGAUUGAUCUUGUAUUUCUUCUGUUAUAUUACUGCUUAAUUUCAAUUGAAUCUUUACACUUUAAAUUUUUCGUUUGCUUUACUGAUUUCUCACAGGUUAAAUGUUAAAUGAUGACUUUUUAUGAUUAACAUUAUUUGGUAUCUGGUUUACAUAGUUGCGGAAAGUAUCAGUCAGUAAUAGAUAUCAGCUUUCGAAACGCUGAAAUCUAUUUUUGUGUCUUGAAAAUUGAAAUAAAGCAUAAAAGUACUUGUGAAGAUGCCACAGGUAUUCGGAGUUUGACAACGCUUUAACCGGUAACACCUGAUAUGAAUCGUACCCACCAAGUGAAAUCAAAAGACAGAAGCGAAGUGGUCCGAAGAUAUAUUUGAUAGGCUAUCGAUAUGUCAAGGAUUGUCUGAUGUAAUCUGGCUAGCGAUUGCAUGGGUUGUUGAGCACGGCGUUACAACUCGUGAUUUGGUGCGGAUGCAUGACCGAGC